Molecule: messenger RNA, 1799 nt
Organism: Wasmannia auropunctata (little fire ant)
Lineage: Eukaryota; Metazoa; Arthropoda; Insecta; Hymenoptera; Formicidae
Exons: 3
Coding region: 696-1799 (367 amino acids)
Source: RefSeq, a predicted model, not a curated record
UCGAGCGCGUUCUAGCUAGUACCGUGCCAAAAUGGCCGACGUUUAGUCGUCCCUUAGUUCGGGUUUAAGUCGCCUUGGUUCACCUCUCUCUCUCUCUCGAGCGUUCGUUCCGCCAAGUUAAUCCAAUGUCACUCGUGUUUCACACGCCUCGUCCGACGAAAUUAAUCCGAUAUACCGAAAUAUCGCGUGUAAAGCGAUGCGAAAACGUUUCAUAAAUUUAUUCCGAUUAAAACGAAAUUGUUAUCGUUAAGACAAUUACGGACAACGUAAAAAAACGCUCGACUCACUGCGCUUCUCGCACGAAAAAAACCAAAACAACAAGGGACACACACUCGGCGCGCGAACGAAGGGAUAUAUUUACAAACACACACGUAACUCCGAUUACUCCGAAUAAGCGAGGAAACAUAUAAUCGCGGCGACUUUCGAGGCACUCGGUAGGCACUCGUACCAUCGAGGACGCGCCGCGCGCCGGUAGCAACUAAACAGCUGACAGCUCUAAAACCGCGCUUAAACAAGCAAACAGGGGGCCGCGAAACAGCGGCGAAUCAAUGCGCAACGGUACGAGAAACAUUUUGUAUACACGCGGAUCGGACUAGCUCUGUGGAUUAGCUUGCAGACAAAAGUCGGCGCGCUCGCUCCGCGCCCGCGAAGCUGAGUGAGACAAACGCGCGAUCGCGAAAAAGGCAACGACGAGAAUGUCCGCGACGGGCGAAACGACCACGGUGCUGCUGAAAAAAAGGGAGAGAACGCAGAACUGGAUCCCCGAGGAGAAGAGCGCGCUGUUCGCCCUGAUCAAGCACCACGUGAACGCGAUCGAGAACAAGAAGAUCGACGCGGCCGCGUCCGCGACCAAGUCCCUCGCCUGGCAGCAGAUCUACUGCGCGUUCCGCGGCCGGUUCUCCGCGGAUCGGGACAUCACCAGGAUCAGAGAACAGUGGCGGAGGAUGAAGGCGCAGGCGAGGAUGGAGAUGUACACGUACGCCGAAAAGAUGCGCACCCUGGGACCGGAAUCGGCCGCCAAAUCCCGCCCGUCGAAUCUGUCGAUCGAAGUGUGGCGGUUGAUGGAGAGCGUGCGUAAGAACGAUUGCGAGAAUACCGUCGAUCGUUCCGACGACAGUAGUCAAGAUAACGAGAAUUCAAGUCGGGUUAAUCGGAUCUCGAUACAUGCGAUCUUGGACAAGCUGACGUUACCCACGGAAACGCCAGGGCAUCCGGCACAGGAGAUUAAGAUCGAGGUUAACAGCGACAGCGAGGACGAUGAGAGUAUAAGUCACGGCGAAUUGUCGAUACAAGUAUCGGAGAGUAAUUUCUUACCGCAAAAGCGUCCCAGGAUCACGACUAACGACGAGCCUGUGGAUCUUGUCGAGCAUAAAAUCACCUGCCCGGACAGCGUGUCGACGUCCCGCGUUGACGAUGGUACUCGAGCCACGUUUGUUUGUUUUCAUAUCCAACGCGUGCGACGUACACGUGCGACGAGGUCUUACAAUGGCGAAACGUUUUGUCACUUUUGCUUUCAAGCCGCGGCGGAGCACAAUGACGGCGCGACGAGGAACGAGUUACCCAUCGACUGGAACGACGACUCGGUAGCCUGCGACAAGGAUAAAUCGAUGCAGAGGGCAAUGUGGAUCUUCAAGUCCACUCAACGCGAGCACGAGAUCAAACUGCGAAUGCUGCAUAUCGAGCUGGAGCGCGCGGAACUACAGAAGCAGACCGCCGUCAAUGAACUGAAAACGUCCGAGCUGAAGAAACAGCUGAUGCAGGAUCGAGCCAAUGAAUACUAUAGGUGGGGUCUGGAUUAA